CAAAGUGCUGAAUCUUUCAGAGAAGACAAGUGGAGAAACUCCCUCCUGUCUGCUCCUCCUCCUUCUCCUUCUGCUCCGGCCGUCUGUUCUCGCGCACCUCCGCCUACAGGACUCGGUCAGCUUGCGCUCCCGGUAAUGGAUAAGGAAUUUUGAGGGAAAGCCGAGUGCCCUAACUAGGACUGAAGAGCCCUCUCCUCUCCUCCGCUCUGCUCUUCCGUCAAACUCUCCGCGUCCACCUCCUCCUCCUCCUCCGCCCCGGGAAGUUUUCGGAGGCGGCGCGCGCCCGCGCUGCAACUUUGGCGAGGCACGAGCGCGGCACUUGGGCUGGCGCGUGCGGCUGCCGGGUCCACAGAGGAAGAGGGAAAAGAAGAGGAAGAAGUGAAUCGGACCAAACCAGAGAAAGAGGCGCUUUUCUUCGCAGGUGAUGCUUUUCUCGGGAACGUUGUCUCGCAGUGGAGAUGGUGAUGAGCCUUUGACACGGCCGGAGCUUUUGAUUCUCACAAUGGAGCGCAAAUGAGAGGCUUAUCUUCGCGGCUCUGCUAACAGCUCAGCGACAGGAUGCGGGAGAGGGAGCUGCGGAGCGUGGGUAGGAGAGUGCUACUGCUUGGCGUGUGUCUGCUGUCUUUGUGGGGGCAGCUGAGCCUGGCCUCCUCACACCGUAGCCACAUUGUGCACGUCAAGGCAGGAACCUGUGAGGUCAUAGCGGCGCACCGCUGCUGUAACAAGAACAAAAUCGAAGAGCGUUCCCAAACUGUCAAGUGCUCCUGCUUCCCCGGGCAGGUCGCCGGCACCACCCGAGCGGCCCCCUCCUGUGUGGACGCAUCUAUAGUAGCACAGAAAUGGUGGUGCCAGAUGCAGCCCUGUAUGGAAGGAGAAGAAUGUAAGGUGUUGCCGGAUCUCAAAGGGUGGAGCUGCAGCUCUGGGAACAAAGUGAAGACAACCAGGGUCACACGAUAGACUGGGAUCAGGAUAUUCAGGAUUCAUCAUCCUUUCCUCUGAUAACUUAGAUGGAGCUAAGACUGCUUGAGGACAGUGGAAAUCAUAUAUUUGGACUUCAGUGGAAUACUGACAUACAUAAAUGGAUAAACUCUGAGAAAAAGAACUCCUUUUGCCUUCCAUGGUCAGUUUUCCAAAUUCCAUCUAUGUUUUAUAACUAUUGGACAAGAACAUCCAUCAUGUAAAAUAUGUAUUCAACAAGAUAUUGACAUUGACUACAAAUCAAGAUAUGGAUUCGUCCAGAGAUACAGUGAGUGACGGUGCACACACUGCAGAACUAUGGAUUACUUUUUCCCCGUUUUUUUUUCUUUGUUUUUUUUUAAACCACAGUGGACUUCACACAGUCCACUGACCACGCUUGAAGUGUAUGUGUUCCAGAGGCACUUGUGUUCGGUUCUCCAUCCUUUGAUGCCAAUUUCUUUCUUCUUUUUUGGGAAGAUUUUGAUCUUUGUGAAGUGUUCAAUUUUAAGGAUGAUCCCAGAGCUUGUGUUUUAAAAUGAACUUGUGCCAUUGAAAGAAAAAUAAUUACAUUAAGAUAAAGUCUAAACUAUGGUGAUAGUGGUUGGAGUUUGGCAGUGGUUCACUGCACCAGUGAAAAUGAAUAUAGCUUUGCAAUCACAGAUUUGCUGUUUGUUUUUAAAACCUUGGUGACCGCUAUUGAGUAAAAGUGUAAGUAUUAUCUCAAAUAAAAGUAUCUCUAUGGGAAACCUCCACUCA
Molecule: messenger RNA, 1713 nt
Organism: Pygocentrus nattereri (red-bellied piranha)
Lineage: Eukaryota; Metazoa; Chordata; Actinopteri; Characiformes; Serrasalmidae
Gene: tafa3a
Product: chemokine-like protein TAFA-2
Exons: 5
Coding region: 559-957 (132 amino acids)
Molecular function (GO): receptor ligand activity
Source: RefSeq, a predicted model, not a curated record